This is a messenger RNA of Puma concolor (puma), 1767 nucleotides long. The record is from RefSeq and is a predicted model, not a curated record. Lineage: Eukaryota; Metazoa; Chordata; Mammalia; Carnivora; Felidae.
CCCAAGAGGCCUGAGCAGCGUUUGCCCCCAGCCCCCUGUGGGGCCCUGGGGCCCCCCGAAACCUCCAGGACGGAGCCAGAAGGGGCGGGCACCAUGAACAAGUUACGGCAGAGCCUGCGGCGGCGGAAACCAGCCUACGUGCCGGAGGCGUCGCGCCCCCACCAGUGGCAGGCGGAUGAGGAUGCGGUGCGCAAGGGCACUUGCAGCUUCCCAGUCAGGUACCUGGGCCACGUGGAGGUGGAGGAGUCCCGGGGGAUGCACGUGUGUGAAGACGCUGUGAAGAAGCUGAAGGCGAUGGGCCGGAAGUCCGUGAAGUCCGUUCUUUGGGUGUCAGCCGAUGGGCUCCGAGUGGUGGAUGACAAGACCAAGGACCUGCUAGUAGACCAGACCAUCGAAAAGGUCUCCUUUUGUGCCCCUGACCGCAACCUGGACAAGGCUUUCUCCUACAUCUGCCGUGACGGUACCACCCGCCGAUGGAUCUGCCACUGUUUCCUGGCACUCAAGGACUCUGGCGAGAGGCUGAGCCACGCGGUGGGCUGUGCCUUUGCCGCCUGCCUGGAGCGGAAACAGCGGCGGGAGAAGGAAUGCGGGGUGACGGCCGCCUUCGAUGCCAGCCGCACCAGCUUCGCCCGCGAGGGCUCCUUCCGCCUGUCGGGCGGCGGGCGGCCCGCUGAGCGAGAGGCCCCCGAGAAAAAGAAAGCAGAGGCAGCAGCUGCCCCAUCUGCGGCUCCUGGCCCUGCCCAGCCUGGGCAUGUGUCCCCGACGCCGGCCACCACAUCCCCUGGGGAGAAGGGUGAGGCGGGCACCCCGGUGGCCGCAGGCACCAGUGCAGCUGCCAUCCCCCGACGCCACGCCCCCCUGGAGCAGCUGGUUCGCCAGGGUUCCUUCCGCGGGUUCCCAGCACUCAGCCAGAAGAACUCACCUUUCAAACGGCAGCUGAGCCUACGGCUGAAUGAGCUGCCGUCCACACUGCAGCGCCGCACUGACUUCCAGGUGAAGGGCACAGUGCCUGAGAUGGAGCCCCCUGGAGCCAGUGACAGUGACGGCAUCAAUGCUCUGUGCACACAGAUCAGCUCGUCUUUCGCCAGUGCUGGAGCACCCGCACCUGGGCCACCACCAGCCUCAGCAGGGACUUCUGCCUGGGGUGAGUCCUCCGUGCCCCCUGCAGCGGCCUUCCAGCCCGGGCACAAGCGAACCCCUUCGGAGGCCGAGAGGUGGCUAGAGGAGGUGUCCCAGGUGGCCAAAGCGCAGCAGCAGCAGCAGCAGCAGCAGCAGCAGCAGCAAGCGGCCUCAGUGCCCCCUGUGGCCCCUGCCCUGCAGCCCUUUCCCGCCCCCGUGGGGCCCUUCGACGCUACACCUGCACAGGUGGCCGUGUUCCUGCCGCCCCCACACAUGCAGCCCCCUUUUGUGCCCGCCUACCCGGGCCUGGGCUACCCGCCCAUGCCCCGGGUGCCCGUGGUGGGCAUCACACCCUCACAGAUGGUGGCCAAUGCCUUCUGCUCAGCCGCCCAGCUCCAGCCCCAGCCAGCCACCCUGCUCGGGAAAGCCGGGGCCUUCCCACCCCCGGCCAUGCCCACUGCCCCGGGGGGCCAGGUCCGCCCACGCCCCAAUGGGGCACCCUGGCCCCCAGAGCCAGCACCUGCCCCGGCCCCCGAAUUGGACCCCUUUGAGGCUCAGUGGGCAGCGUUAGAAGGCAAACCUGCUGUAGAGAAGCCUUCCAACCCCUUCUCGGGCGACCUGCAGAAGACUUUCGAGAUUGAACUGUAG